Molecule: messenger RNA, 843 nt
Organism: Aureococcus anophagefferens
Lineage: Eukaryota; Pelagophyceae; Pelagomonadales; Pelagomonadaceae
Exons: 1
Coding region: 1-843 (280 amino acids)
Source: RefSeq, a predicted model, not a curated record
AUGGCGCGCUUCGCCGCACUCUGCCUCGGCGUCGCGGCGGCCCAGCGCUGCGCGCCGCGGGCCGUGCUGCGGCUCGACGUCGGCGGCGAGCUCGCGCUCCCGCUGGGCCCGGACGCCGCCGGCGACGGCGCCCUCGUCGUCGACGUCGUCGAGGCGCACGGCCUCGCGGCCGGCGGCGGCUGCGGCGACGCGGCCUGCGUCGCCGGCGUGCUCCUCGACGGCGUGCGGCGCCUCCGCGAGUCGUUGGCGGCGCUCGACGCCGCCGACGCGCCCGUGCUCGCGCUCGACGCGUCCUCGGAACCCGGCGCGCGCGGCGCGACGCGCGUCGCGGCGACGGCGGCCGUCGACGGCCGCUACGCGGCGGGCCUCGCGGGCAUCGGCGCGUCGGUCUGCGUCGGCGCCGACGACCCGCGCGACGGCUUCGCCGGCGCCGCGACCUGCCGCGCCGUCGCCGAGCAGGUCGCCUUCGACGCGACGUUCGACCGCGCGAGUCCCGGCGUGCACACGCUCUACGCGUGGAUCGCGGCGCCGGACCUCGACGCGGCCGAGCCCUGCGCGGCAACGCUGCGACGCGCGCGGGCCGAGGCCUUCUGGUACGCGACGGACCCGGCGACGGGCGCCUACUGGCCCGGGGCGCGAGUCUACGAGAGCUUCCGGACGGCGAUCGGCUACCCGGCGCGCGUCGCCGUCGGCCGGGGCACCUACGGCGCCGAGGCGCUGGAGAUCUUCGCCUACGGCGGGCCCGAGGCGCUGGCCGUGGGCAACUUCACGAGCGUCGGGCCCAACGCGCGCGUCUCUGUGUGGAAUUCAACCACUGGUUUGGGUGGUCCUGACCAAACUUGA